UAUUAAUUCAUUCAGGAUUCUUCGAUUAGAUGAAAAUUAAAUACUUCAGUGAUAUCAAACUAUUUGAUUUUAUAUGCGUAAAACGUUAAAACUUGUAUUUAUUGUUCAAAUAAUUACAAUAACGCAUGUGUAUUAAGUUUUUAAUGUUUUUCUAUUAUACAAACAAUGGCAAAAACUAAGGUUACUGGAGCGACUAGUAGACUAAAACAAGAUUACCUUCGUCUAAAAAAUGAUCCUGUUCCAUAUGUGACUGCGGAACCUGUUCCAUCAAAUAUACUUGAAUGGCAUUAUGUUGUAAAAGGUCCUGAAAAAAGCCCUUACGAAGGAGGCUAUUACCACGGAAAGAUUUUAUUUCCUCGAGAGUUUCCAUUUAAACCUCCGUCAAUUUACAUGAUUACGCCUAAUGGAAGAUUUAAGACGAAUACUAAAUUGUGUCUAAGUAUAACCGAUUUCCAUCCAGACACUUGGAACCCAGCAUGGUCUAUCUCUACAAUUCUGACUGGUCUGCUCAGUUUUAUGUUAGAAAAAACUCCGACAUUAGGUUCCAUCGUGACAUCGGAUUAUCAAAAACGCUGUUUAGCAUCUGAAUCUCUUGAAAUUAAUCUUAAAAACAAAAUGUUCUGUGAAUUAUUUCCUGAAUAUGUUGAAGAAAUAGAAAAGCUGUUGAAGGAGAGACAGGAAGCAAUUCGGCAUUCUGAAAAUACUAAUAACAGUGGUGACAGUGAAGUUAUUACUGAACAACAUUCUAAUAUGUAUUACAUUUUAACAAAUCUUUUUGUGCUUGUUGGUUUUGUUUUCCUUGCUUAUAUGGUGAAAUAUGUUUUAGUCUCUAUAUCGAAUGACUAAAUUCAAAUAUAUUUAAUUUGAAUUGUAAAUAAUGUAAUUAAAUAUGUACAUACUGUA
This is a messenger RNA of Melitaea cinxia (Glanville fritillary), 903 nucleotides long. RefSeq names its product ubiquitin-conjugating enzyme E2 J2-like. NCBI's taxonomy places the organism in Eukaryota, Metazoa, Arthropoda, Insecta, Lepidoptera, Nymphalidae. The record is from RefSeq and is a predicted model, not a curated record. Bases 166 to 846 code for a protein of 226 amino acids. The transcript has a single exon.